CCUAAAGUGAAACCCGCAGAAACCCGGUCCAGGGUGCCAUCUCGAAAUCACUGGCACUUGGCAGGCAGUCAAAAAGAUGGGACAACCGUUGAAGGUUCUCCGGAGACCACGACCAAUCAGAACAGUUGUUCCUCUCACCCGGUUGAAGGAUAAGCACAACGGGUUGAACGCUCAGUGGACUUCAGAGUUCAGGCAAGGCUGAGAUCGGCGUCACCAUAGCAAUGCCGUACUCGAUGCUGACCGCUGCAUGGAUGGAGGGACAUGGGCGUUUGUUAUAAAUGGCCGCUGUUUCAAAAGCGGACUAAACAAGAAAAAUGGCCCUGUUACAGGCACAUGGUGCACGCAGCAAGGGAAAAAGAAAAAACGCACUAAAAUAGCCACCACGCUAUCUCAGAAGUUCAGAACAUUCGAAAGGGCCCCAGAACCCGUGGCUCCAGCACCUGGCAUUGCAUUGGUGCUCGCAUACAUGGGAUGCCGGAUUCCGGAUUUCUCAUCCACAUCCCUUACUCUGGAUGGACUCUGUAGAUACACCAUUGAGUCUAGCUAAUUCGUCGGUUCGGCAUCGAUUCCGAGGAUAGGGUUAGGUGAGUACGUAAACUAACCAGGCACAAGCAUUUGGAUAGCCCACAGUAGAUUGUGUCUGCCUGGGGCCGAUUGUAUUUGAGGAUCAAUGGUCUCCUUUGCAAAGCUCAUAGUCUGUGGAUGUGAACAGGAAUGGAUCUCCCUGGCUUGAAUCGAGGAUGUUGACCAUGGAAAGCUGUUGAUACUCAGCGUCCUGUGUCAGGAUCCAAGGAGUCGAGCCAUGGAUCUGGUG
Molecule: messenger RNA, 814 nt
Organism: Aspergillus ibericus CBS 121593
Lineage: Eukaryota; Fungi; Ascomycota; Eurotiomycetes; Eurotiales; Aspergillaceae
Exons: 1
Coding region: 248-547 (99 amino acids)
Source: RefSeq, a predicted model, not a curated record